AUGGAUGUUGUCUACCUGGAUUUCUCUGAGGCUUUUGAUACGGUCUCCCACAGCCACCUCCUAGAGAAACUGAUGGGUGAUGGUCUAGGCAAGGGUCCCGUGCAGUGGAUAAGCAAGCAGCAGCUCCAGACAAUCAAAGAUCGUUUCCAGGCCUUUCUCAAUGGAGAAACCCAGAUUGUGGCAGAUGAAGCAUUUAUAAACGCUGUCCAGAGCUACUAUGAGGUAUUCCUGAAAAGUGACCGUGUUGCUAGGAUGGUGCAGAGUGGAGGGUGCUCAGCGAAUGACUCCCGGGAGGUCUUCAAGAAGCACAUUGAGAAGAGAGUGCGCAGCCUGCCAGAAAUCGAUGGUCUCAGCAAGGAGACAGUCCUGAGCUCUUGGAUGGCAAAAUUUGACGCUAUUUACCGCGGGGAAGAGGAUCCCCGCAAGCAGCAGGCGAGGAUGACGGCGAGCGCUGCCUCGGAGCUCAUCCUCAGCAAGGAGCAGCUCUAUGAGAUGUUCCAGAACAUUUUGGGGAUCAAGAAAUUUGAGCAUCAGCUUCUGUACAACGCAUGUCAGCUGGACAACCCAGAUGAGCAAGCAGCACAGAUCAGACGUGAGUUAGAUGGACGUCUUCAAAUGGCAGAGCAAAUUGCCAAGGAGCGCAAGUUUCCGAAGUUUGUGUCCAAAGAAAUGGAAAACAUGUACAUCGAGGAGCUGAAGUCGUCUGUCAAUCUCCUGAUGGCAAACUUAGAGAGCAUGCCUGUGUCUAAAGGAGGCUCCGAGUUCAAGCUGCAGAAGCUGAAACGCAGUCACAACACCUCAAUAAUUGACAUGGGAGAAGAAAACGAGAACCAGCUUUCCAAGUCAGACGUUGUGUUGUCGUUCUCCCUGGAGGUUGUCAUCAUGGAGGUGCAGGGUCUGAAGUCGCUGGCCCCCAACCGCAUUGUGUACUGCACCAUGGAAGUUGAAGGCGGGGAGAAACUGCAGACUGACCAGGCUGAAGCCUCAAAGCCAACCUGGGGCACCCAAGGAGACUUCACGACAACGCACGCGCUUCCUGCAGUGAAGGUGAAGCUGUUCACGGAGAGCACAGGAGUGCUGGCUCUGGAGGACAAAGAGCUUGGGAGGGUUGUUCUCCACCCUACUCCCAAUAGCCCAAAGCAAUCGGAGUGGCACAAAAUGACUGUUUCCAAAAACUGCCCAGAUCAAGACCUGAAGAUCAAGCUUGCUGUGCGAAUGGAUAAGCCUCAAAACAUGAAGCACUCUGGGUAUUUAUGGGCCAUUGGUAAAAAUGUUUGGAAGAGAUGGAAGAAACGAUUCUUUGUCCUGGUCCAGGUUAGUCAAUAUACAUUUGCUAUGUGCAGCUACCGGGAGAAAAAAGCUGAACCUCAAGAGCUGCUGCAGCUCGACGGAUACACUGUGGACUACACCGACCCGCAGCCAGGUUUGGAGGGCGGCAGAGCAUUCUUCAACGCUGUGAAGGAAGGAGACACGGUGAUUUUUGCAAGUGACGAUGAGCAGGACCGUAUCCUGUGGGUCCAAGCCAUGUACCGAGCCACCGGCCAGUCUCACAAACCUGUGCCGCCUACCCAAGUGCAAAAGCUAAAUGCUAAAGGAGGAAAUGUACCCCAGCUGGACGCCCCAAUCUCUCAAUUUUCUGGACUCAAGGAUGCAGAUAGAGCUCAAAAGCAUGGCAUGGAUGAAUUUAUCUCUUCCAAUCCCUGUAACUUUGACCACGCUUCACUCUUUGAGAUGGUUCAGCGCCUCACUUUGGACCACAGACUUAAUGAUUCCUAUUCUUGUCUGGGCUGGUUUAGUCCUGGCCAGGUCUUUGUGCUAGAUGAGUAUUGUGCACGUAAUGGAGUGAGAGGCUGUCACAGACAUCUCUGCUACCUCAGAGAUUUGCUAGAGCGCGCAGAAAACGGAGCUAUGAUUGACCCCACCUUACUUCACUACAGCUUUGCCUUUUGUGCAUCACAUGUUCAUGGCAACAGCCAACACAUGGCAGAAUUGCUUGGUGGGUCACAGCCAAGUGCAGACGGCGAGGGGGGCAAAGUGUCUCAUGCCUCUGCCGCUGAAGCGGAAACAAAAAAGGAUUCCAAAAAGGAGUCCAAAAAAAGGAAAGAUUCCAAAUCCCAGCCGAAUCCAGAGCCAAAAAGGCCUGACGGGAUAGGAACUGUGACCGUAGACGAGAAGGAGCGUUUCGAAGAGAUCAAGGAGCGGCUUCGUUUGCUUCUGGAGAAUCAGAUCACGCAUUUUAGGUACUGCUUCCCAUUCGGCCGUCCAGAAGGUGCGCUAAAAGCCACUCUAUCGCUGCUGGAAAGGGUUCUGAUGAAAGACAUAGUUACUCCGGUCCCUCAAGAGGAGGUAAAAACAGUCAUCCGUAAAUGCUUGGAGCAAGCAGCUCUAGUCAAUUAUACUCGACUAUCAGAGUAUGCCAAAAUUGAAGGGAAAAAGAGAGAAAUGUAUGAGCAUCCUGUCUUCUGCUUGGCCUCUCAAGUGAUGGAUUUAACCAUUCAGAAUCAAAAGGAUGCAGAAAAUGUAGGCCGGUUAGUCACACCAGCUAAAAAGUUAGAAGACACAAUACGCCUGGCAGAAUUGGUAAUUGAAGUCCUACAGCAAAACGAAGAACACCAUGCGGAGGGGAAAGAGGCCUUUGCUUGGUGGUCAGACUUAAUGGUUGAGCACGCGGAGACCUUCCUGUCACUGUUUGCAGUGGAUAUGGAUGCUGCGUUAGAGGUGCAACCCCCAGACACCUGGGACAGCUUUCCGCUCUUUCAGCUUCUAAACGAUUCCCUCCGUAGUGACUAUAAUUUGUGCAAUGGAAAAUUCCACAAACACCUCCAAGACCUGUUUGCUCCACUUGUUGUUAGAUAUGUCGAUCUGAUGGAGUCCUCAAUUGCACAGUCAAUUCACAGGGGCUUUGAGCGGGAGUCAUGGGAGCCAGUAAAGAGUUUAACAAGUAAUCUGCCCAAUGUGAAUCUACCAAAUGUGAAUCUCCCUAAAGUACCAAAUCUACCAGUUAACAUCCCACUAGGCAUCCCACAAAUGCCUAGCUUUUCUGCACCGUCAUGGAUGGCUGCUAUUUAUGAUUCUGACAACGGAUCAGGCACCUCAGAAGAUCUGUUCUGGAAACUCGAUGCCCUACAGACCUUCAUUCGGGAUUUGCACUGGCCUGAGGAAGAGUUUGGAAAGCACUUAGAGCAACGCUUGAAGCUUAUGGCGAGUGACAUGAUUGAGUCCUGCGUGAAAAGAACCAGGAUUGCAUUUGAAGUAAAGCUGCAGAAAACCAGCCGAUCGACAGAUUUCCGAGUCCCUCAAUCAAUAUGCACCAUGUUUAAUGUCAUGGUGGAUGCCAAAGCUCAGUCAACAAAGCUUUGCAGUAUGGAAAUGGGCCAAGAGCACCAGUACCAUUCAAAAAUAGAUGAACUAAUUGAGGAAACCGUCAAAGAAAUGAUAACACUCCUAGUGGCAAAGUUUGUCACCAUUUUGGAAGGAGUCUUGGCCAAACUGUCUAGAUACGAUGAAGGAACUUUGUUUUCUUCUUUCCUGUCAUUUACUGUGAAGGCUGCUUCCAAAUACGUGGAUGUACCCAAGCCGGGGAUGGAUGUUGCUGAUGCCUAUGUGACAUUUGUCCGCCACUCUCAGGAUGUCCUGCGUGAUAAGGUCAAUGAGGAGAUGUAUAUAGAAAGGUUAUUUGAUCAAUGGUACACCAGCUCGAUGAAUGUUGUCUGCACCUGGCUGACAGACCGCAUGGACCUGCAGCUUCACAUUUAUCAACUGAAAACUCUCAUUAGGAUAGUAAAGAAAACGUACCGGGAUUUCCGAUUGCAAGGCGUGCUGGACUCCACCUUAAACAGCAAAACCUACGAGACUAUCCGGAACCGGCUGACGGUAGAGGAGGCCACGGCGUCUGUCAGCGAAGGCGGAGGGCUCCAGGGGAUCACCAUGAAGGACAGCGAUGAGGAAGAUGAAGAGGAUGACUAG
Egretta garzetta (little egret) is the source of this 3966-nucleotide messenger RNA. RefSeq names its product calcium dependent secretion activator (gene CADPS). Bases 1 to 3966 code for a protein of 1321 amino acids. Gene Ontology annotation, biological process: positive regulation of exocytosis; dense core granule exocytosis; synaptic vesicle exocytosis. NCBI's taxonomy places the organism in Eukaryota, Metazoa, Chordata, Aves, Pelecaniformes, Ardeidae. Gene Ontology annotation, cellular component: glutamatergic synapse. The record is from RefSeq and is a predicted model, not a curated record. The transcript is spliced from 33 exons.